Molecule: messenger RNA, 633 nt
Organism: Schistosoma mattheei
Lineage: Eukaryota; Metazoa; Platyhelminthes; Trematoda; Strigeidida; Schistosomatidae
Source: the annotation of a GenBank genome assembly
AUGGAAAUGACCUCUAACGAUGACUUAAAGAAUUAUUUGAGAACAGCUCUAGAUGAUGAUGGAUUUUUAGGUGAAAUUAAAGCUGAUAUAUUGAAGAAGAUUUUUAAAAAAAUAAGGAAUCAAUCACCUGAAUUGAAAACAUCUCCUGCUUCAGAUAUUCAUUCAAAUAUCAAAUUACUCAUUAAUGAAUUAAUAAUUGAAUAUUUAAACUUUGAAAAUUUAUCAUUUACAGAAUCUGUUUUUCGUCAAGAGUCUGGUCAUGGUAAUUUACACAAUUUACCUAGACAAUUUCUAUGUCAAACAUUACAAAUUAAACCAACUGUAAAUAUUAAAUCGUUAAUGCUUAAAAAAUUAAUUGAACAACCAAUCCCUUUAUUAUUCUAUAUUGUACAUUAUCUUAUGGUAAAUGGUUUAGAUAAAGUACAUAACCAUGAGUUAUGCAAUAAAGAUUUUUCAAGUCAAGAACAAAAAUCAAUCACUAAUGGUCGGUCUAUAAAUAAUCGAAAUAAUGAAGAUGAUUACAAUCACACUUCUCUCCAAAAUACACAGAAGUCCUUUCAUCCAGAACAUAUUUUAAUUCAUGAACCAACUGAUAAUACAAAUUGGAUUAAUUCUGAAUCUGAUUUGUAUUAA